AUGCGUGGCUUCUUCGGGCUGCUGGGCCUUUGCAUCCUUGAGCUUGCGCUGAGCGCAGGCAUCGAUAACUCCUGCAUAGAGCCGGCGCCUGACUUCGGACUCCGCGUGCAGGAGGCCAUCAUCGGUACUUUGCUGGCAGAUAGCUUCACGUGGCACUUCCAAGGUGAGCCGCCUUCCCUCACGGAGUUGGUAUCAUCCCUUGCAGAGGAAGAGGCUCACAGUUGCCAUGGUCUGGAGCUACUCCAGGCUCUGCGGACCCUCUCUUUGCAGGGAUUCGAGUUUCAGCAUUUCUCCAGGACCUGGAGGACUUGGGCGGAGUUCGCCCACGAGUCUGAGCCGGAUCGAGGUUGGGGUCCCGGUGUCCGAGAGGCCCUGAGAAAUCUCCAGAAGGGCGCGACGCCCGAGGCCUCUGCGGGUCAUUACGUUGACCUCGAGGCUGCAGCACGCUUGCCGGCCCUGCUGCUGCUAGCAGAGCACGUGGACGAGAAUGGCCUCAUCAUUGCAUCCCAGGAGAUGCAGCGGGUCACCCACGAGAACCCCAAAGUCUUGCAAGCGGGGGAGUUUCUCCUGCGGGUGGCGCUGGAACUACUUCGCGCCCCCCAUCGGUUUUGUGCCGGCUCCCCACGCCGGGCGGCGAUGGCUGGCGCACUGCGCGCUGCGGCCGUGGGCGAUCACUUCGGAGCUUUGGUCGACGAGGUGCUGUCCGAGGCGCAAAGCCGUGCUGCGGUCAUUGCUGCCGGUGGGCUCUCGGGGAAAUUGGCUGAGAUCCACUCGGAUGAGCAGGUGCUGGGCCGACUAACCUCUAGUGGCGAGUCGCCUGGCGACGAGGUGCAAAGUGCAAAGACUUCUUUCGUACUUCCAGCCAUCCUUUGGUAUGUCCUGGCCUACGACAACCUCUCCGAGGCUCUUGCAGCUUCCGCUGCCCUUGGAGGAAGUGGUGGACCUGCCAGGGCCAUCUUUAUCGGCCUCCUCCUUGCAUGCAGGGACGGCGUGGCAGAGGAGCUGGCUGGGCAGGCUCCUCCGCCCCACUUGCCGAUCGCUUUCAGACCCGUUUUGCUCUCGGGCGCCGUUCUGAAGCUGUGCCGUCAGCCAGGUCUCUGCCAGCGAAAGUCCCGGGAGCUGAACGGCGUCGAAGCAGAAGCUGCAGUCCUCCCUCAAGAGCAAUGUGGAGCUGGUCGCCACUGCUAUCGCAUCUUCAUGCGCUUCGAUGGCUCCGGGCUUCUCGAGAAGGCCGGGCCCAAAGAGGCCCCGCCUGACUGGGACGAGGAGGAGGAUGGACCCUGGACACCCGACGAGGUGGGAGCCAACUGCGUCGCUCGAUACUUUCAGUUUAUCACGCAGAGUGGUCGCCAUGCUCCAUUUGGGCUAUGGCCGGCGGACUCGAUGUGUAAGUUCCAGCCGGAAGUGCCAGUGUGGCAUGACUCCUUCGAGGUCUCUGCGCCGGAGCCCCUGUCUGGGCUGAUCGGUGGCGCAGUUCUCCACGCAGGAGCCAAGCGCUUCGACGUGAAGAUCCCCAGCCUCUCAAUGUUGGAGCCGCAGCGUCCGGAUUGGGCCAAGCACUGCACGCACGUGGGCCGAGUGAAGCUGCCCCAGGGCGAGUGGAGCUUCGGAGCAUCAUGA
Messenger RNA from Symbiodinium sp. CCMP2592, 1620 nucleotides. NCBI's taxonomy places the organism in Eukaryota, Dinophyceae, Suessiales, Symbiodiniaceae. The record is from the annotation of a GenBank genome assembly.